Molecule: messenger RNA, 1698 nt
Organism: Pezoporus flaviventris
Lineage: Eukaryota; Metazoa; Chordata; Aves; Psittaciformes; Psittacidae
Gene: ENKD1
Product: enkurin domain containing 1
Exons: 8
Coding region: 207-1556 (449 amino acids)
Cellular component (GO): cytoplasmic microtubule
Source: RefSeq, a predicted model, not a curated record
UUACCUGUGUGGGGUAUGAACUUCAGCUCACUUUGUGUAUGUUGUGUUUGAACCACAGGAGCUAUUUAGAAAGAGCCUAAGAACAAGAUAAUUCAAAUCUAAGGCUAAAAUGUCUCAGAUGAUAUCCAGCUACCCUGUGUUUCCAUUCACUAAAGGCACAAAGGGCAGUUAUAGCAGCUCAGGUCUUGCUUGCAUGUCUGCAGUAGAUGUUCCUCUAUGGGAGAGCAGAGCCAGGAAGGAUUUUCUGUACUGAAAAUAUUGAUACUACAGUAACUGUGGACAUUUCAGGUCUGAUGCUAGUAAAAAUGCUGAUUAGGCCCACAACAGGGACAGUACUGCUGGAUCCUUUGCUUCACCUGCAUAGAGUCCAAUUUGGGGUGAUUUGUGGUUUCCUGCUUGCAGUUUAUCUCUGUAGUGGUGGCUGGUUCCUGUGGAGGAGGCAGAACCGUGGCAGGAUGUGUGAAGGGCCAUCCAGGAUUUGUGGACCCAUUCCUCCAGACCCUACACUCUCUCCAGGCUAUUACAAACUCCCCUUCUCAGCUCGAGGGAGGCUGGAAGGGAGUGCUCUGAAGCUGGGUUUUAGCUCUGACCCUCUGCAUCCAGUUUCUAACCCAUACAGUGCCCGCCAGGUCCAACCAGCCCCUCGCAUUCGCCCCAGUGGAAAGGACUUCCUGGAGAAGGGACAGAAGGGGAUGCUCAGUCUCUUAUUGCAGCUUGAAGGGCUCUCCCUUGACAGGAGGCUGCCAGUUGAGAGGAAAGAGUCCAAGGAUCAUGAGAAAGAAAAUGUAAGGAGAAUAAAAGAGAUUCAGAAGAAGUACAAAGAGAAGGAGCGAGCCCAAGAGCACAGCAAGCCCAAGCCUGUGAAAGCUCUCUGGAAAUCUCAGAAAUAUGAAAACGUGGAGUCAAAGGUGAAGGCCAAACUCCAGGAGAGCUCCCCACCUCCAAAUCCAGAGGCUCUGAAAUUCCUGAGGGCAUAUUCUCGCUGUGGUCCUGGGAUCAAGCCAUGCAGAUCGCUCUCCCCAGGGCCUGCCAGAAUGAAAACAGGAGCAGACACAGAGGAUCCAGAGGCACUGGGUGUUGAAAUCAAGAUGCAGGUGGAGGGCAGGAGCAUCAACUUUGUUAAGCACAACGCCCGCAGUGCCAAGCGGGCCCCGCUGCGGCGGUCCCUGUCCGAGCAGGCGCUGGCCGAGCUGCUGCAGCAGAAGCACCAGGAGCAGGAGGACUACAACACUAAGCAAAAGGGCCAUGUCCCCCAGUACCUGCUGGAGAGGAAGGAGCUGUGGCGCAGAGAGAUGGAGGAGCGGCUGCGAAACCUGCCAGAUCCCAGCAUACCACCUGGUCAUACCAAGAUGCAAGAGGACCAGCGGCUGGAGACCCUCGGCAGUCUGAAGCAGAGCCAGGAGCAGCUGGUAAAGGACCUGGUGAUGCUGCCAGUGAGAGCAGACACUCUCAGCAUGCAGAAGAGGCGGGUGGAGCUGGAGAGGAAGCUCUCCCAAAUAGAAGAGGCCAUCAAAAUUUUCUCAAGGCCCAAGGUCUUCAUCAAGCUGGAUGCGUGAGCUAGGUUAUGGUUAGGGCCCAUGCAGGUGCCAAUGCAGUGUCCCAGUGUGCAGCCAGUGUCUCUUGCUCAUGCUUCAGUGAUGUGCCUGUCCACAGAAAAGGGAGGGAGAAUCCCUAAUAUACUCUCUGUGGUCUGGAGAA